CAUUUCAUCUUUCUCUGUCCAUGAAACUCUCUGUUUCCUUUUUGCAGACCUCAGAGAGCUCAACAAUGGAGUUUUUUCACUCUCUCAUCUUUACCUUCCACAUUCUCACCUCCAUUUCUAUCUCUGCCCACCGCUCCGCCGCCGUUUCCCCUCCCUGCCGGACUACAUGCGGCACCCUCAGCAUCAAGUACCCGUUUGGCACCGGCUACGGUUGCGGUUCUCCGCGAUUUUCCUCACAGGUCACUUGCUCCUCCGACGACCGCUUUCUCCUCAACACUCAUACCGGAAAUUAUCCAAUAACAUCAAUUUCAUACUCCGACUCUACCGUCGUAAUCUCGCCGCCGUCCAUGUCGACCUGCUCUAAAAUGCACGAAUCAUCGCAAACCCUAGGAAUCGAUUGGACUGGCCCCUUCCAACUCGGCUCAUCGGCUUUCCUCCUCCUCGAUUGCAAAUCUCCCUCUGUUUCCCUCUCGAUUCGAGGCUCUGGUGUGUGUGAUUUGUCAUACGCUCACCUCUGCGCUUCGAUCUACUCUUGUCCGUCCGUCGUCGAUCUCGGGCUGCCGCUGUUCCCGCCGACGAAUUCCUGCUGCGUGUACUCACCAGCGAACUUCGACGGCAAGGGAGAACUAGACCUGCGGGAGCUCAAGUGCGGGGGAUUUUCAUCGAUUGUGUCGUUAGGAGAGUACGAGACAAAUCCGAUGCGGUGGGAGUAUGGAGUGGAAUUGAAGUACGGAUAUGGAGCGUUGGAGAAUAGUGUGAUGGAAAGUAAAUGCAAAGGAUGUGAGAUGAGCGGCGGCGCGUGUGGAUUUACUCCGCCGGAGAAUUUGUUUGUUUGUGUGUGUGAAAGAGGGUUCAAUACGACGACGGAUUGCAAAAGUAAUGAUCUCACUCAGGAGUUCUUCUGGAGCUCUGCUUCCUCUCCGGUUGCCGUUUGGUUUUGGAGUAGAUGGUUUCUACUUUUGGUGGCAUUCCUUCUCUUUCAUUGCGGCAGCUUCGUGUAGAGAGACUCGGAGAGGUCUCAUUUAAAUUAUUUUGACGUGACAUACUGAAAUUUACCAAAAACCUUAUGUAAAUAAAAUUUGUAGGUCUUUGUCUUUCAUGGUGACACUUUGCACAAUUUGAUUAUUAUAGUUCUUUUAUUUGAUUUUUAAACUUAUUAGUUUUAUGAA
This is a messenger RNA of Benincasa hispida (wax gourd), 1169 nucleotides long. RefSeq lists its product as uncharacterized. Lineage: Eukaryota; Viridiplantae; Streptophyta; Magnoliopsida; Cucurbitales; Cucurbitaceae. The record is from RefSeq and is a predicted model, not a curated record. Gene Ontology annotation, molecular function: polysaccharide binding.